Molecule: messenger RNA, 4950 nt
Organism: Alligator mississippiensis (American alligator)
Lineage: Eukaryota; Metazoa; Chordata; Crocodylia; Alligatoridae
Gene: C1QTNF12
Product: C1q and TNF related 12
Exons: 8
Coding region: 1076-2038 (320 amino acids)
Biological process (GO): negative regulation of gluconeogenesis; positive regulation of D-glucose import across plasma membrane; positive regulation of insulin receptor signaling pathway
Molecular function (GO): hormone activity
Source: RefSeq, a predicted model, not a curated record
UCUUCAAGUUGAUGGAAACUCUUUCAGGAAAGAAGUACUUAUUUGCUGAGGUAGAGCAAAGGCUGAGGAGGGCUUUGCCAAUUUGCAGCUAGAGAACGGAGCAAAGGGAAAAAUUAGAGAUGAUCAACACUUAGAGAGAGAAAGGGAAAGGUACCUGAAAUACUUUUGCACGGGGAGGAAAGGAACUAGGAUGAGAGAGGCACAAGACUCCACAUCCCCUGACAGCUGUUUACAACCCCGGGACUGACUGCUCAUCCUGCCAGACAUAGGGCUAGACUUAGGACAACUUGGAUCCUAGCGGACCUGGGCGUCUUCGCCGUUUCUUUGCUUCUCUCUGCUUUACCUUGUAUUGUGUGAGAGAGGAUGUUUCUUUCCUCCAAAGACUGAGCACCUCCAGCUUCCCCUCAAGACGAGCAGCGACAACAGCCUUGGGUUUUCAUCUUCCAGCAUCUAUGAAGGCAGAGACAAGUGACGGGAGCUUCUCGUAGAGGAAGAGGGGCCACCCCUGAGCGGACGAUGGAUGGAGCCCAUCGAGUCACUCUUUGAAUUGUGCGGCAGGGUUCAAUGACACAAGGCAAAAUCUCCCAUUGAAAAGGAACAAACCCACAAGCCCCCAAAUGGGCUUACGUGUUUUCAGCACCGGCCUGAGCUACCUGUCUCCUGAAUCACUGGACUUCUUCUAGGUUUCGUAGCCAAGCAAGCUUCAACCGAGUCUGAAGACUUGUCGGGGCGGGGGGUAAAAUUUAAAGACAGAUUGGAGGGGGAAUUUCCAGGACCUCUUGUAUUGAUGAUCAACCUAAAAAGCUGAACAGACUUCCUUCCCUUUCCCUUUGCCUUCUUCAACUGCUGCUGUGGAUCCGAGUUUGCAAACCCACCUAUCGAUGUCAUUUCAAUGCAUCCAACUUGAAGAGAGCUCUCUCCAGAAACAGGCGCGUUGGUGCACGCUGAUACUUUGACAUUGCCUACCAGAGUGGCUCACCUUCAGCAGCAAUACUUUUUCUUUUUAGAGAUAAGUCUGUAUUUAUUAUUUCUUUCUGCUCCUUUCAUCCAGCCAGCUGCCCCCCCCCCCCCCAAAAUGAGGAGCUGGAUCUGGGUAUUCGUGGCUAUGUUACUCUGCCAACAGCUGUCUCUUUUUAGAGUGAUGGCAGCAAAAAAAGAAAGGAAGAAAAUGAAAGAACCUAAUCAGUAUACAGAGCCCUUCAAUGCCACCCUGUCCAACAGUGAAGAACUGCACGGGCAAUCUAAGAUGCUAGAAUCUCCGGACCCUCGAAUCACAGAUCCACGGCGCACCUGGAUCUCAUUCGUACACCGCCCGGAUGAUGGCAACACCUCCAAAAGGAGAUGCAAAGGGAAAGACAAGAAAUUACGUGGCCUUGUUGGACCCCCAGGACCACCAGGACCCCAGGGACCUCCAGGUGCACCGGGAGCUGAAAUCACCCGGGAAGUCCUGAUGCAGGAGUUUAAGGAGAUACUAAAAGAAGCCAUAGAACGGCGGGCAUCUCUGGCAAUCUCGGCCCACCCCAGCCAACUGCCCCCACUGCUGCUGUCUCUGGAGGAGAUCUCGCCGCACAAACGGGUGGAGGAAGCAUUUCACUGCAAACUGAAAGGGCAGGUCAUUGUGGACAAGAAGACCCUGGUGGAGCUUCAAAACUUCCAGUCGCCUUUGGCCAAAGGAGCCUUCCUCCGGGGAUCGGGAUUAAACCUGGCAACGGGGCGCUUCACAGCACCUGUGUCUGGCAUCUACCAGUUUUCAGCCAAUGUCCACAUUGACCACAGUGAGCUGAAGAGUAAAGUGCAGCUCCGAGCCAGAGACAACGUCCGUGUGCUGAUUUGCAUCGAGUCCCUCUGUCACCGAUACACGUCUUUGGAGGUUAUUGCUGGCCUGGAAAGUAACAGCAAAAUCUUCACAGUCUACGUGCAUGGGUUGCUGCAGCUACAGGCUGGACAAUACACCUCCAUAUUUGUGGAUAACAGUGCGGGAGCUCCUGUCUCCAUUCAGAAUGGAUCCGAUUUCAUGGGGAUGUUCAUGGGUGCAUAACCUGGAUAGGCUGCCCGGGGUUAGGGGAACAAAGAUGAAUGGAGGAGCCUCACAACGUAUAUUGGAGUGAAGAAACCUUUCCUUUGCCCCUCAUCAACUGCUUCUUGUUAGCCUUCCUUUGCAACACAGCAAAGUAAGCAGCCUUUUUCCCUUUGCCGACACUACAACUUGCUUUUCAGAGGUGGCCACUUUUCCACAUUCAGAUCAGUUCUGCCUAAAGUAUCCUUCAGUCGUUAUUAGCAAAGAGAAGUAACUGUAUAUUAUUGAAAUGGUCUGUGCUUCACUCAAAGCUCACUGCACAAUACACCAAGGUCUGGAAGUGCUGCAUUGUAAAUGGUUGUCUAAUACACCAGCUCUUGUAUCCAGCAUGUCUCUGGUAUAGAUGGGUUUGGCUUGAGUUCCUUUGCAAAUUAACUGACAAAGCAGACGUAAAAGAAUGGAUGUAUUCUGUGUGUUUGGGAGGAAGGAACUGGGACUUUGCCAGCAAACUCUACUCAUGUCAUGCCUGAGAGGAGGUGAAAAUCCCAUCUCCUGUUGGAUAACUGAUCCGCGGCCUGUCGACUGCUUUAUCUAAUACCAUGCUCAAGCGACGCUCAGUGUAAUUGCAGGAGCCAGAGGACUGAAGCCACACCAUUCCUUUGUGUUCAAGUAGUUCCUUAAUCUCUUGAUGAAGCUGAAUAUUUUGUGUUGGCUACAGGGUUAUAUUUUUCUACUAGGGUAAGACAGACAAGCAACAACAGUUCUAGCCAACUCUCCGCUUCCCUUAUUCUUAUGUUUUAGUAAGAUUAUAUGUAUGUAUUUUUGGUCACAUCAUAUAUCCAGUAUUCCCUCGGGCACCCCACAGCAAGUUGUAAAUGUCAGACGUGCGGCGCUAGUGCCAAUAGGUCUGGCAAAGUUCGGGGAACAGCGGCACCAGACCGACAAUGAGAGCGCUGUCAUCUUUUUAUGGUGUGAGCUUGGCAAUGGAAGAGCUGAAAGUAUGAAUAAUAACAUGGGGUGAAAGUCACUUCUGUAUAAAGGAUGUUGCACCUUAUCCCCACGUGAUGGUCUUAAAUGAUGCAAAACUCUCUUGGAUGUCACCCUGAAAACACUGAGCAGGUCCAGACUUCUGCAGACCCAAUAAAAUAGGUGGUUUAGUGGGUGCUACCAGUCCCAAAUUCACCCCAAGAUGUGCAAUUCUGACCCAAGCGGAGGUGUUGGGAGCUGUGGCUUCAGUGGGAUCAGAAUUUGAAUCAGGAUCUGCAGAUUCAAAUAGCCUUUGAGGCACAUUGUAUGGAUCCUCGGUGUUAAAUUCAGCCACCAUAGAUAGGAUUUGGAUGUUUCGUAAUGCAACCACAUCAGAAACCCUGCCUUGCAGGAUGAUGCUAAAAAGACACUGGUAAGGCAAAAAAGGAAUUGAGAGUACUUUUAAACUGAUGAGGAAAAUUCAACAGAUCCAAAAUGGGUGGGUUUUCUGUGUGUGUGUGUAUGUGUGUGUGUGUUGUCUUUUUCUAAUCAGCCAUGCUGUCUCUUCGCAAUACAAGCUAAGGGCCCUCGUACACCAUUUUUAUGGGACCUAUGCAAACCUGGUCCUCAGAUGGAUUUAUAGAAAAGGACAAUCAAUAUGCCUGGGUAUUCAGUGUUCGAGAUAUGCUUGUCUUGAGUAUUGUGAACAAAGAUGUUGAAGUUAAAGCACUGGGGAGAGUAGACGGUUUUAAACCAGAAAUUGCUACCUUCAUUUCAGCUCAUUCUAAACACAUGGAGAAAAACAGCAAGAUGGGAGCAAAAAGCUAUUUGCAGUUUGCUAAGAAUGUAUUAAAAUAGUAUUGAUUGGAAAAACUGGCCCUUUUUGUUCUCCUAAAUGCAAUAAACUUAUUCAGCGUUGAUGGAUCAGUCCUAGAUUCAUAGAAUCAUAGAAAUGAGGGUGGGAAAGAACUUCAGGAGGUCACAUCUAGUCCAACCCCCUGCUCAAAGCAGGACCAGCCCCAACUACAUCAUCCCAGCCACGGCUUUGUCUAGCUGGGUCUUAAAAAUCUCCAAGGAUGGAGACUCCACAACAUCUCUGGGUAACCUGGUCCAGCGCUCGACUACCCUCCUAGUGAGAAAGUUCUUCCUAAUAGCCUACCUAAAUUUCUCUUGCUGCGACUUGAGCCCAUUGCUCCUUGUUCGGUCAUCUGUCACCACCGAGAACAGCCCAGCUCCAUCCUCUUUGGACCCCCCCUUCAGGGAGUUGAAGGUUGCUAUGAAAUCCCUCCUUAGUCUUCUUUUCUGCAGACUAAAUAAGCCCAGUUCCCUCAGCCUCUUCUCACAAGUCAAGUCCCCAGCCCUCUAACCAUUUUUGUUGCCCUCCGCUGGACUGUCUCCUAUUCCCUACAGACUAGUGUGACCGUCGAGCAUCCAGCAGCAGUACCAAGGUAUGUAUUACACUGAGUUAGCUACCCACUGCAUCAUAUAUACUAAUGUCUCCCAUGGAAGCUUUUGACUAGUGUGCUUGGUUGCUGGAAUCAGGCAACCAGUGGUGGCCCACCCACUAAUGGAAAUGAAUCCCCAGCUACCAAAGGGAAGAGGCAGUAGCCACAGGUUACGGUUUCUGGUCUCAAGAGAGCACAUGCACGCACGCACAUAAACGCACUCGGUUGUCAGCUAAAUCCAAGCAGUGAAAACUGACCAUUCACAUUGGGUUGUUACAGAGUAGAUGUAGCCAGGACGAGUAGCUUAUAACCCAACAUAUAUUUCUAUACCAUUUUAUAUUGUGUGAAUAUUUGUACUAUACGGGGCUGUUUCAUGCAUGUCUUGCAGCGACAUAAUCACAGAGUGUUGUGCCACUCAACGUGUAUUGUUAUACGUAUGGAUUUUUGAACAAAGUUUCACUGUUCUUGGCAAAUUGGAGUUGAAAUAUUUAUUUUAUCAUAGAACUAAACCAGUUGUCUGAC